This is a messenger RNA of Coregonus sp. 'balchen', 3209 nucleotides long. Lineage: Eukaryota; Metazoa; Chordata; Actinopteri; Salmoniformes; Salmonidae. The record is from the annotation of a GenBank genome assembly.
AUAUAAAGUCCUUAAGAUGUUUUUGACCAGAUCGGAGUACGACAGGUAAGACUUGGAACUCCGUCUCGUCAUGACACCACUGUCAACAGGCUAGCUAACGUUACAGUAGCUAUCUAGCCACAAUGGCAUAGCUUGCCCAAAUAUUUUUAUAACUAAACCAUAAUAUGUGGCUUGCCCGUACGACAACACAGGUUAACUCGCCAUCUAUAAGCUAACUAGUUUAGCUUAGUUGGCUAACAGUAGGUGGUUCGUGCACUUGUUGUGCAUGGUAAACAUUUGCGUGUAUGAAUCCUUCUUUACCGGUGUAGUGGCAUGCUGGCUAAUGUUGGGAAACUAGCUAGCUACAAAAUGUAUUUCACUCAGCUAAUUUGAAAUGUUCAUGCUCCACAGUCUGGUGUAUUUUGUACUAAGAAAUUAGCUACCUCACUACCUCCAUUCUCCUAGAAAGCACUAACUAACAUGCUAAAAACAUUGUAUGGCUGGCUACAUUCUUAACUUUACUGACAGAAUAGCUAGGUGUUGGAACUUUAGGACACUAAAUCAUCUCAUCUUUUUUCAGAGGAGUAAACACAUUUUCUCCAGAGGGACGACUGUUCCAAGUGGAAUAUGCUAUUGAGGCUAUUAAGGUAUUAUCAAAACAUGAUGCAAUAUCACAAGAACACGGAAAAUAGGCAACGGCGCGUCAUCUCUAUAUAUUACUAUCUAACAAGAUUUUGAACACACUCCUGUUCUCUCACAGCUGGGCUCCACAGCCAUUGGCAUCCAGACAUCUGAGGGGGUGUGUCUGGCCGUGGAGAAGAGGAUCACGUCUCCUCUGAUGGAGCCCAGCAGCAUCGAGAAGAUCGUGGAGAUCGACACCCAUAUCGGUAAGCAGCCAGAGCAGGGACAACUCACUAGGCAGGGACAGACACUGUCAAACAACACACAGAAGUGAACGCUCAUAUUAGAGCUCAGGUUGUUUUAGAAGUUACAUGACCUGCCCCUGGUCUAUGGAGUAAACCAAGUGUUCAGUCAUUCUUCCUGGGGAAAUUAAGGUAACUAGAUGAAGCGGUUAGUCAGAUUUAUUUUGAUAGGCUUUUUGUAUCCGACAUUAUUGUUGAGAUGAGCAUUCCACUUUGUUCAAAAGAGGCCUUGUAUAGGACAUGUUUCAGACAGUCUGAUAUUAUUCAAAGUUGUUUGAACUUUUCACCUAAUGCUGUCUAUCUCCACUCCUGAAAGGUUGUGCUAUGAGUGGCUUGAUAGCUGAUGCCAAGACUCUUAUCGACAAAGCAAGAGUGGAGACACAGGUAUGUGCAAGUCACGUGUCAAACUCAUUCCACGGAGGCCAGAGUGUCUGCAGGUUUUCACUCCUCCCUUGUACUUGAUUGAUGAAUUACGGUCACUAAUUAGUAAAGAACUCCCCUCACCUGGUUGUCUAGGUCUUAUUUGAAAGGAAAAACCAGCAGACACUAGGCCCUCCAUGGAAUAAGUUUGAUACCCCUGGUGCAAGUGAUGAGUGAGCUGAAUUCAAGUACAAGGGUGCGUUCAGUUCGCUUGAACGUUUGCUACGUUGCAGAACGGUUUGUACUGAACAACACGUUUUCCCAAAGCUUUCUUGUACGUUCUUGAAAAGACUGAAAUAUAUUUGCUCCGUUCGGUGGGUGUGCCCGGGUGUGGCUUGAAGCAAUGAGUGAUGUAUUUAAGAGCAGUGGUGCAUUUUGAACCCACAACCCAACCCCUCACGGUUUUUCAACUGGUCGUUCAGUACAGCACCGUUUCUGUUCAAUUGAACAUUCUAUUAAGUUUUGAUAUAUAACUCAGCCCUGGUACAUAUUCAACCUUAACAUUCCUACACUGUUGGGGCGAAAAUGAACAGCUGACAAAUGUUUGCACUUAUGAGAUGCACACUACAACUACUGUCGUCAUAGUUCCUCAACUACAUAAUAUGUAUGGCAUUUUAGUUCCUUGCUUUUUAACCCUACUCUGUUUGUCCCCUUCCAGAACCACUGGUUCACCUACAACGAGACCAUGACAGUGGAGAGUGUGACCCAGGCCGUGUCUAACUUGGCCCUGCAGUUUGGAGAGGAGGACGCAGACCCUGGAGCCAUGGUUAGUAGAGGGGACAAAAUCCUGCGCUCAGACCAAUUUAAUGAUCAUUCAUCAAUGUUGAAAGCACUUUUUCAGUUAUCACUUAUUUCUCCUACCGCUGUGAGUUGUCACACUGUAGUCAUUCCCUGUGGUUCUUUCCCCUCAGAGCCGACCCUUCGGUGUAGCGCUUCUCUUUGGAGGACUGGACGAGAAAGGGCCCCAGCUGUGUGUUACGUUUAUUUUUAACAUUUUUAUAUGAUAUAAUUGGUUUGUGCUAAAUCUCUCACGCCUCACUUUUAAUCAAGAACCUGUGCUGAUUUUUCAUCAGCAAAUAUAAAAACCAAAUCUGCAGUCUUCAUCAGUUAGAAAACUACACCCCCUGAUCUUCCAACUUUUGUGUGUGUAGGUACCACAUGGAUCCGUCGGGCACCUUUGUCCAGUGUGAUGCACGGGCCAUCGGCUCUGCCUCUGAGGGAGCCCAGAGCUCUCUGCAGGAGGUCUACCACAAGGUACCACGACCCCCCUCCUCUCCUAACCACCAUCCUCUCCUGUCACUUUCCACUCCAUCACCCACCAACCUUCUCCUUCAUUACUUCCUUCUUCCCUCCAUAACCCACCAUUCCUUUUUCUUCUUCCUCUCCCACCAUAACUCCACCAGGUUGCUAGUCCACGUUUCACACAGUUUCCAUCCUGUCACAAGCUCUUUAUUAACCAUGACCUCUGUUUUCUAACCCUGGCUGUCCUCUCCAGUCCAUGACGUUAAAAGACGCCAUCAAGUCUUCCCUCACCAUCCUAAAGCAGGUGAUGGAGGAGAAGCUGAAUGCCACCAACAUCGAGGUGUGACUCUUGCUUUUGACCAGUUCUUGGCCUACCAAUAUUGGAAUAUUGUUCACACACAUCUUUGGGUGCUUUGUCGCUGAGAAAUUCAGGUCUGCUCAGCCUCAGUCCUGGAGGGACUAAUAUUCCUGUUUUACUGCUGUGCCAGCUAUCGUUAGGGUGAUGGACAGCAAUGAACCACAACAUAUCACAUACGUGUUUGUGUGCUAACCUGCUUUCCCCUCUCUCAGUUGGCCACAAUAGAGCCAGGCAAGACCUUCCACAUGUACUCCAAAGAAGAGCUGGAGGAUGUUAUCAAGGACAUC